CCUAGUUCGUCGCAUCGCUUCUUUGGGAUUUCUGAUCUCUCCGGUUCAUUCAUUCACCAAACCUGCGUUCGUCAUUUUCGAACUUCUCCAGUCUAGCUCCCCGUCAAUGGCGUCCGCAAGCUCAUUAGCAACUCUCAGAACCUUGUCUUCCUCUGUUAAAAUGCCCAACUCAAGGUCUCUCUCCUCGUCGCAUUCCCAACAGUUUUUCUCAGGGUUCAAGCUCCCGGGAUCCUUUUCAACGCUGUCAUCCAGAUCUAUAACCACCCAUCAUCACAGCUUCUCUACCCAGAAACACACCACCAACAUCAAGACCCGAUCUUUCUCCUGCAAAAUGGAAGGAGAACCUGCUUCAACCAAAGUUCAAGAACUCCACGUCUAUGAAAUCAACGAGAGGGACCGUGGCAGCCCUGCUUACCUCCGGCUGAGCCAGAAAGAAGUCAAUUCCCUUGGUGAUCUUGUACCUUUUAGCAACAAGAUCUACAGCGGGGACUUGCAGAAGAGACUGGGCAUCACGGCUGGCAUUUGCGUAUUGAUCCAACACGUACCGGAGAAGAAAGGAGACCGAUACGAGGCCAUCUACAGCUUCUACUUUGGGGAUUACGGUCACAUAACGGUUCAGGGAGCGUAUCUGACUUACGAGGACACCUAUCUGGCGGUGACCGGAGGAUCGGGGGUCUUUGAGGGGGCGUCCGGGCAGGUAAAACUGCAGCAGCUUAUCUUCCCAUUCAAGCUCUUCUACACCUUCUACCUCAAGGGAAUCCCCGACUUGCCGGUGGAGCUGUUAUGCACCCCAGUUCCUCCGUCUCCGACGGUCGAACCUUCGCCGGCGGCAAAAGCAACAGAGCCACAUGCAACUAUUCGAAACUUUACCAAUUAAGUGUGAUCGGCAAUGGACGAUAAUUGGUAGUCGUUGUUGAUGUGUAGUGAUCGGUAAUAAAUUUUCAAUUGAGUGGUCUUUUUGUAAAAUAAAUUAGUCUUUUCAGAGUUUCAGGAAAGCACGAACAAUUUUUCUUUCGGAAAAAUACAUAUAGAAAUUUGAAUUCCACAGAAUUCAAAAUGUCAAAUAUUCCACCCUAAACAUCGUUACUCGUCCGUCA
Molecule: messenger RNA, 1097 nt
Organism: Nelumbo nucifera (sacred lotus)
Lineage: Eukaryota; Viridiplantae; Streptophyta; Magnoliopsida; Proteales; Nelumbonaceae
Product: allene oxide cyclase, chloroplastic-like
Biological process (GO): jasmonic acid biosynthetic process
Molecular function (GO): allene-oxide cyclase activity
Source: RefSeq, a predicted model, not a curated record